AUGUCCACGAGUCAUGCGGGUGCAGCCAAGUCGUGCGGUGGAAGCAUCCGCAAAGCCGUAGACGUCGUUGCCUCUAUCCUCCUGCUUUACCACCUCGAAUGCGGGGCACCACCCAACAUAUCGACGGACACCAUGGACGUUGCUGUAAAUAGGUUGGCGGAAGUCCACAGUCGCAGAUUUUAUUUUGAAGAUGAUUUCACCUACAGAAUCAGAGAAAAUCGUGAUCUCUCGUGA
This is a messenger RNA of Opisthorchis viverrini, 234 nucleotides long. RefSeq lists its product as hypothetical. The transcript has a single exon. The record is from RefSeq and is a predicted model, not a curated record. Lineage: Eukaryota; Metazoa; Platyhelminthes; Trematoda; Opisthorchiida; Opisthorchiidae. Bases 1 to 234 code for a protein of 77 amino acids.